Molecule: messenger RNA, 1566 nt
Organism: Aspergillus brunneoviolaceus CBS 621.78
Lineage: Eukaryota; Fungi; Ascomycota; Eurotiomycetes; Eurotiales; Aspergillaceae
Product: Qc-SNARE protein
Exons: 2
Coding region: 90-1259 (389 amino acids)
Cellular component (GO): intracellular membrane-bounded organelle
Molecular function (GO): phosphatidylinositol binding
Source: RefSeq, a predicted model, not a curated record
UCACUCAUACCUCCAUCAAGUUAUGUUAUCAUCUCACCAACCACCGGUCUAAAACUCACUGAGUACAAGCUACAAGCCCAAAGCCCACCAUGGCCCCGCCUGUAGAAAUCGCCAUCCCAACGACCAGCAUCUCCACCACCUCGCCCCCCUUCACAAUCUACAACAUCACCCUCCGCCUCCCCCUCCGCUCCUUCACCAUCUCCAAACGCUACUCCGACUUCACAACCUUCCACACGACCCUGCUCAACCAAGCCAACGCCGCGCCCCCAGCCCCUCUGCCACCGAAAUCCUGGCUCUCCUCGACCGUCAAGAACGCGACCCUCCGCGAAUCCCGCCGGCAAGCCCUAGAAACCUACCUCCGGGCCAUCAACGAAGCCGCCGACCCGCGAUGGCGCAAUUCGCCCGCCUGGCGCGCAUUCCUCAACCUUCCGAGCCUGGGCCCUAACGCCAACUCCCUCAACGAUCAUCACAGCAGCAACAGCAGCACGACGAGCGCGCGACUCCACGCCGCCAUCACGGACCCGGGCAGCAUCACGUCGCUGACCGGGGACGCUCCGAACAACACCAUCACGGACCCGACCCUGUGGCUCGACUGCUACCGCGACAUGAAGGGUCACCUGCACGACGCGCGGCUGCACCUGACCCGGCGCGACCAGGAGACCACGCCGCAGCGGCAGCACGAGAGCUCGGCGCGGGCGAAGAGCAGUCUUGUGCGCGCGGGGUCGCUGAUCGCGGCGCUGGAGGCGGGCCUCAAGAACUUUUCCACCACCACCGGCCAUUCUUCCGGGGAAGGCUCACCCCCCCGCCUCGGCGACGGCGAGCUCCGCCGCCGCCGUGACCUGCUCAUCAACGCGCGCAAGGAAAAGGACGGGCUGGAGGAUCUGCUGAACGCGAUGGCCGCCAAGAGCCGCAUCGACUCCGCCGUGGCGUCCAUCCAGGACAAGGAGGCGCUGAUGAAUCUCCCGGUCAAGGGGAAGAAGGCGGUGCGGGCGGCCGGGCGCGUGCUCGGGCGCGAGACGGAGCGCACCCGCGAGCUGGAUAAUACCGGGGUGCUGCAGCUCCAGAAGCAGAUGAUGCAGGAUCAGGAUGGCGCCGUCGAGGAGUUGAUGCGCAUCGUGCAGCGGCAGAAGGAGCUGGGCGUCGCGAUUAAUAAUGAGUUGGUCGUGCAGAAUGAGUUGCUCAAGUUGACGGAUGAGGAUGCUACGAGGUUGGGCGAUAAGAUUGAUAUUGGGAAGAAGAGGAUUGGGAGGAUCUCUUGAGUUGAGUUGAGUUGAGUUGGUUUGAUAUGGUGAUGGAUUAUGGUGGGUUGGGUUGGAGGGCUUUGUGAGUCUUUUCCAUCAGGUUCUGGAUCUGGGCUUUCGCAUGGUGAAUACCUUUGCAUAUGCAUGGCUUUUUUAUGUCAUAUGUCUUGUCUGUUUUAGCGGAUCUUGUUUCUGGUUGUUAUUGUUGCCGUUGUCUUGAUAGCGAUGACUUUCAUAUCGUCUACUUGUACUGUACCAAUGUAGUAAGCACCCGGCGCGCAUGACAUUCAUGUGGUAUGACAUGUUCGAUGAAUUCAUUUGUGGG